Molecule: messenger RNA, 1719 nt
Organism: Pelagomonas calceolata
Lineage: Eukaryota; Pelagophyceae; Pelagomonadales; Pelagomonadaceae
Source: the annotation of a GenBank genome assembly
AUGAGCAACUCCGCGGCGCCGGGCGAGCUGAGAAAGUUAGCCACGGAGGCCGUCGCGCUGAAGGCGCGUGUCGAUGAAGGGCAAAGGAAAAAAAAAUUGCUGCGAGACUUGCUGAUCGCGCUGCAGGAGGCGCUCGAGCGCCGCCGCGCCGAGGAGGAACGGCUACGCCGCGAGGCCGAGGAGGAGGAAAGACGCGCGGCCGCCGCGGAGGCCGCGCGCCUGCGCGCCGAGGAGGCGGCGAGACUGGCCACCGCAGCGGCGCGGCAGAAGCUUGCACUCGUCGCCGCCGGCGGUCUCUUUCUGGGCGCCACAACCGCCGUGUUGGUGCGGUCGACGCGGCACCACCCGUUCCUCGACCUCGCGCUCGACGCGGCGCGGCGGCCUCUCCAGCACCUCUGGAAGGCCGCGGCCCAGGGCCGCGCGGGCCGCGCCGCGCUGGUGGCAGCGCGGCGAGGCCUCAACUGCGUCUCGCGCGGCGCCGCUGCUCUCGGUCGCGGUCUCGGGGGCGUGUUGUUACAGGCGCAAAGCGUCGGGGCCCUCGAUAGCGAUGUGCGCUGCGUCCGCGCGACGCGGCUUCUGGAAGAAGCCGGUCGCCGCGCCGCACCUCAGGCGCAGCGCUCCAUGUUUUCCUGCUCCACGAUCGGCUGCGCGGCGCUGCAAGGCGCGGUCGGCGGGACGGCGCUCGGCGGCUUGAUUGGCUUUGCCGCCAAGUCCCUGAGCAAGUCGGCCAAACCGAAGGCCGUGGAGUCGGAGGAGAGCAAGGGCGAGCCCGAGGAAGUGCGGGCGCCCGAACCCGAGGAGGAGGACGCCGACGAGCUCAUGCCGGACCCCACAUUACGUGGCGUGGUCUCGCCCCCCAUGGCGCCCUUCAUGGCGAGGACGGAAACGCGCCCGCUGCCGCCGGCGCCGCGCCGAAUGGCGCUACCGCCGCCGCCCGUCUUCGCGCCGGUGACGCCCGCUCUACCGCCGCCGCCGCCGCCCGUCACCGUGGUGACGCCUGAAUCGCAGGAGGAGCCCCAGGCGGCCGAGGCGUCCGAGUGCGACGAGGAGCCCGCGGAGGAGCCCGACGCGGCCGUGGAAGUGGUCCUGCGGCCCGCGCGCCGCGGCUACCCGGAACCGGCGUUCGAGGGCCUCGAGGCGCUGCGCGCGAGGCCGACGGAGUACCACGAGCUCGCCGCGGCGCUGGCUUCGUCGGGGGCAUCAAUCGAAGGCGGGGAACGGCCGCUGCUCGUCUUCCGCCACGACCGCAUCUCGAGCGCGCGCGUCGCAUCGGUGACCAUCACGGCGAACCGCAACCGCAACAUCGAGAUCGACAAAGACGGAGACAUCGCCGCACAGACGGCGGCCGCCGUGCGCGAAAUUAAAGCCGCGACGCAAGCGCUCAACCCGAUCAAGGCGCGCCUCCGCGCCUUCGAAGGGCAGCGGGUGAGCGUUCCGGGCGGCCGCGUGUCUAUUGGCUUCUCCAAGGAGGCCGUCUAUGGCUACGCCCUCUUCGUGGACCGCGGCGUCUGGAACCGGCUCGACGAGGAGGCCCAGGACGCGUGCGUCGACGCGGGCAUUAUCGUGUUGAAGGGCGCGGCGGCGCCGUCGGUGGCGCUCACGGUGCGAGACAUCGGCGAGGCGCCACCGGUGCCGCGCAAGAAAAAGGGGGCUGCACCGGCGCCCGGCAAGCUCUCGGCCGUCGUGCGGGCCAAGCGCGGCGUCACGUACUACAAGUGA